AAAAUCAUUUUUACAGUAAAUCGAAUUGAAGAAACUUCAUCUAAUCUUCUUCCUUUACAAGUAAAUAGACACACUUUUAAUCCUCAUCCUCAUCUUAUACAUUUUGUCAUCUUAAUCGUUGACAAUAUAAUCACAAUUAGUGACAAUAAUUAACUUCCAACAAAAUGACAAUCAACAAUAAUCUCAACUUGGAAUCACAUUAUUAAGAUGUGGGACGAUGAGAGUAAAAUUUUCUCGCCACAAUUAAGUUUAUCAACUCAAUCAUCAGGUUGGAUGGAUACUAUUAAAUCAUCAUCUUCUUCAUCAUCAUCUUCAGCAUCAUCACUAUCAUCAUCAUCUAACCAACGGAAUCAUAUUAACAGUUUAUCAAACCGAAUCAACAGAAGCUCACCAUCAAUCAAUUUAAUUGUUAAUUCAGAUGACGAUGAUUACACUAUUCUUCCUCCUUCACCACCAAUCAAUCGGACACCCUAUUCACGGAUAAAGGGUAAGGCUCGAUCAAGAUCAAGCUCACGAGCACGUUUUGAAACCUUGGAAUCAACUUCAGAAGGACCAACAUCAAUGAUUCAAGAACGACAAUCAACUAAUCACCAUAAUCAACUUAAUCAUAACAAUUAUCAUUCUGGUCGAGACUUUUCAAGCUUUGAUUGUUAUCAAAUUGACAAUAAUCGUAAAAUGGUUAACCGGAGUAAAACUUUGAAUGGAUCGGAACAUAAUCUGUACCAUGUUGGUGCCAAUGUGAUAAGAAAAAAUCGUGAAAAUAUUUAUGAAAUUUUGACCUCGAAAAAGUUCAUGGACACUCAGAAAACUAUUGGUUCUUGUAAUAUACUAAACGGAUCAAAUGGAAACAAUUUAAUUAAAUCACAAUCAACCCAAUUAUUAUCAACAACGACAAUGACAACAAAUAGUAACAACAACAACAAGCAACAAUCAACAAAGGAUAAUAUUAUUGAUCUUGAUAGUUCAAUAAUUGAUGCAGAUAAUUUAACUAAUGAUGCUUUAAUUGAGAGAGAAUGGAACAAAUUAGUUAAUGGAACUUGUGGUAAUUCAUUAAUACGACCAUUAACACCAUCAAAUGGAAGGAAAUUAAUUGUUAAUCAAAAUUCAUCCCAGCAAAUAACUAAUAAUCAAAAUGAGAAUACAAUUAAUUCACUGACAACAAUUAAGCCAACAUCAAAUUCAUUAUCAUCAUUGCCCAUAACUAAACCAUCACCACCACCACCAUCAUCAACAAUAAUGACAACACCAAAAGUGAAUAAUAAUAAAUUGAAUCAAGUUAAUCAUCAUCACUCUAAUCAUAAACUUAACAAUCAAUUAAAUUAUGUUGAUGAUAAUUAUUAUUGCACUGAUAGAAAUGAUAAUAAUAAAAUCAAUGGGAAGGAAUUAAUUAACGAGGAAAAUAAUCGAGCCAAACUGAUUAACCUAUUUAACAAUAUGAACAAUCAAUUUGAUCAUCAUAAUAAUGGUAAUCAUCAUCAGUUAACUAACAAUUAUCAUAUUAAUCAUAAUAAUAAUAGUAUUAAUUAUGAUGACAAAUCAAAUAUUCCUGGGACACGAUUUAAGGAGAUACUUAAAUUGUAUGAAAAUUUGGGUAAAUUUGCCGAACCGACGGUAACAGUGGCCUCAACGGUAGCGGCAACCACACCGGUAGAAGGUAAAAAGAAGCUCGAAAAUCAAGAGACCAAGAAAAUGGAGUCAAUUGGAUUAAUAAAUGGUGGUGGGGAAAAUAUCAAUGGAUUAACGACUGUUAAUGGUUCGGAUGAUAUUGUUAACCAUCAACAAUUAAAGUCGACGAUUUUACAAUUAGAUUCAGUGUGCCAAACGAGACUUAAAUCAUUGGAAGAGUGUCAACGGAAAAUUGCCAGUCUUCGAGAUGAGCUUCGAUCCAAAGAGGAAGAAAAUAUUAACCUGAAAGCGGAAAGUGAUUCGUUAACAGGUCAACUUGAUGAGGUGAAAAAUGGCCUUAAAUUUGAGAAAGAACGAAGACUAUCGGAAGCCGAAAGGUACAAAAAAGUGACCGGUAAAUUGUACGCUCGAUUGGACGAGUUGAACCGUGAACUUCAAGAGUCACACAUAAACUACGAUUACCUUGAGAUGGCCUACAACAGGUUGAAGGAAGUUUCCGGUUUACAGGAAGUUCACUCAGCAGAGAUCAACCUGAUGAGAGAUCGUUUAAAUGACCUGACCAAUAAGUUAUCAAUUUCGGAGAGAUCAUUGAAAAAUGCUAAAAGUUAUAUUGGUAAACUUGAAUCGAGGAAACGUCGAGGUUCAUCAUUGAGAAGUUCAUCUCGUCCCAAUUCAACCGGUAGUUGUAAUGUUGGUGGAAACUCUGAUUCUAAGGAAGGAAAAUUAUCUCUCAGUGAGACUAAUAAAUCAGCCGGAAGUGAAACUAAUAUGGUAAAAGAUUCUUCAUCCUCUAAUCCUUGUAUUCCUAAAGAUUUUCAACAUAAACUUCAAGAACUUGAGGUUAAAAUUGCUCGAAUCCAGGUAAUCCUUUUAGCUAAUGAACAUCAAUCUCCUGAUGAAGGUUUACCGGACAUUGAAUCAAUAAACAGUUUCCCCUCAUCUCUUCCUGAUCAUCAUCACCAUAACCACAAUCACCAUAAACUGCCACCCCUUCAUCAUCAUUCUCAUCAUCAUUUACCUUCACAAAUCAUUGAAAUAACUUCAUCACCAUCAACAAUUAACAAUAAUAACACAAUCGAUGACAAAUCAACAUCUUUACCUGUUGUAGUAGAAACUAUUUCACCUAAAUCACAAGUUAAUUCAAGUCAACCAAUAACAAUUAACGAAAAUAAUCUUGUUAAAAAACUAGUUAAUUGUUAAACAAGACAAAUAUUUAAUAAUUAUAAUUAACUGUCCAUCUAAUUGAUUAUUAUGAUUCGAGUCCAAAAAAAAUUUUUUCACCUUUGUUUUUGAUUACAUUUUGUUAACACACAAACUAUUAGUUUAUAAUUUACUACAAUAAACACAAUCAUUGACUAUCAA
Molecule: messenger RNA, 2988 nt
Organism: Panonychus citri (citrus red mite)
Lineage: Eukaryota; Metazoa; Arthropoda; Arachnida; Trombidiformes; Tetranychidae
Product: probable cyclin-dependent serine/threonine-protein kinase DDB_G0292550
Source: RefSeq, a predicted model, not a curated record